Pseudocercospora fijiensis CIRAD86 is the source of this 1368-nucleotide messenger RNA. RefSeq lists its product as uncharacterized. The record is from RefSeq and is a predicted model, not a curated record. Bases 125 to 1213 code for a protein of 362 amino acids. Lineage: Eukaryota; Fungi; Ascomycota; Dothideomycetes; Mycosphaerellales; Mycosphaerellaceae. The transcript is spliced from 3 exons. Gene Ontology annotation, molecular function: oxidoreductase activity.
GUCGAUCGCACAUGCCGAAGGGGCCGUGGAGACAUUGUCUAUUCCUUCCUAUACAUCCCACUGGCGAGAUCACCACGCACACUUGCAGCAAAAGACAACCCAACCCCACAUCCAUCCAUUCAUCAUGCCAAAAGCGUUGACCAUUGAGCAUGUUGAAGGCAAGCCUGGAAAGGUCUACUAUCCCCUGAAAGUCAUUGAGCAGCCCGAGCCCACGCCGAAAGAAAACGACGUGGUGGUCAAGGUGAUAUCCGCCGCCCUAAACCAUCGCGACCUCUUCAUCCGUCAAGCUCUGUACGGCGGAAUUGUGUGUGGAGUACCACUUUUGGCAGAUGCUUGUGGGACCGUCAUCAAGACCGGCGACUCUGCGGAGGCCAAAAAAUGGCAAGGGAAGCGUGUCAUCGUCAAUCCUGGCCAGGGAUGGAAAGAUGACCCCCGUGGACCUGAGAGUCCCACGGGCUAUGCGAUCUUGGGUGGGACCAGGUUCAAUCCGCGCGGCGCGGCGCAAGAGAUGUUGUGCAUCGAUGCUGGGGAAUUAGAAGAGGCGCCGAAACAUUUGACGGCGAAUGAAGCGGCGGCUCUUCCACUUGCUGGGAUCACGGCGUGGAGGGCUACCAUGAUCAAGAGUGGGAAUGCGAUGCCGGGCAGAAACGUACUAGUCACAGGAAUUGGUGGCGGUGUUGCUGUCAUGUCAUUGCUUUUGGCUGUUGCGUCUGGUGCGAAUGUAUAUGUCAGCUCUGGCAGUCAAGAGAAGAUCGACAAAGCGAUAAGUCUUGGGGCAAAGGGAGGCGUUAAUUACAAGGAGAAGGAUUGGGACAAGAAGCUCAAGGAAAUGCUUCCAAAAGACAGUAAUAAGCUUGAUGCCAUCAUUGAUGGUGCUGGUGGUGAUAUUGCAUUGAAAGGUGCAAAGCUGUUACGAGAAGGAGGCAUUAUCGCUCAAUAUGGCAUGACCGUGGGCCCUAAGAUGGACUGGAUCAUGCCAGACGUGCUGAAGAAUAUCGAGCUACGCGGCAGCACAAUGGGCUCUCGAAAGGAAUUCGCCGAUCUCGUCGCUUUCGUGAAUGCGAAAGGGCUGAAGCCUCUCGUUUCGCGAGCAGUACAGGGCAUCGACAAUCUCAAGGACAUCGAAACCUUGUUUGACGACAUGAAUAAGGGUUCGCAGCUGGGCAAACUGGUUAUCGAGAUAUCCCCAGAGGAUGCCAAGAGCAAGCUGUGAAGGCGUGCUCCCCCAAUCCAUGAAUGAUACAAAUUUCCAAAAAAAAAACCCCCAUCUCCUGCAUUACAUUGCGGUUCAGUCUGCCCAGCCAUCGUUCACAGGAACGAUGUCCGGCCGUUCGAGCAGCCGACGAAGCGAGGACGAGUACCUAUUAG